Molecule: messenger RNA, 1282 nt
Organism: Chaetomium fimeti
Lineage: Eukaryota; Fungi; Ascomycota; Sordariomycetes; Sordariales; Chaetomiaceae
Product: Ser-Thr-rich glycosyl-phosphatidyl-inositol-anchored membrane family-domain-containing protein
Exons: 2
Coding region: 197-916 (239 amino acids)
Source: RefSeq, a predicted model, not a curated record
AUCAUUCUCCCGCUCUCUUUUCUUCUUCCACCCUCCAACGCGUCUCUGCCUGUCAAAUCGUGGUGUUCAGCCGCAAGCCAUUCUUUUAAAAACCAGUCACUCUUUAAAUCGCACAAGUCGCUCUUUUACGGACCCCUCGUCUCUCAUUGUUUUUGCAGAUCACCCGUUGUUGUGCAACCGUCCCAAAACAGCAAAGAUGCGCUUCUCAAUCACCGCCGUUUUCGCUUUUGCGACCGCCGUCAUGGCUCAAACCGAAGGUUUCAACGUCAUUACGAAGCCCGUAAAGGGCGAGCAAGUACCUGCCGGAUCGACGUAUGAGAUCGUGUGGCAGCCCAGCGCCGCCCACCCGGGUGAGAUCACGAUCGGCCUGCUUGGUGGAGCCUCUCCCCAGACUCUGUCCGUCGUUGACACUAUCGCGACGGCCGUCGACGGUGAGGCCGGCACCUACAGCUGGAGCGUGCCCUCUACCCUGGGCGACCUGGAGACCUACGGCAUCAUGAUCACCCUGGAGUCCGACGAGAGCGUCUUCCAGUACGGCUUCCCCUUCCAGAUCACCCCCGACGAAAGCGGCAGCUCGAGCUCGGCCGAGGCCACCGCUACCGCUACCCCGACCGACUCGGAGGAGCCCGAGGAGACCCCGACCACCUCGACCAAGGGCUCGACCAAGACCGCCAACUCCAGCGUCACCAGCACCACCUUCGCCGUUCCCUCGUCCACCAUCGUCUCGUCCACCGUCCAGGGCAACCUGUCGACCACCGCCAGCCCCUCGUCCACCAUCACCACUAGCGUCAUCUCGGAGACUCCCAGCGAGACCUCGACCUCCACCUCCAGCAUCGCUACCAACGGCGUUGCCCCGCUCGCCGCUGGCUCUUUUGCCAUGCUCGGUGGUGUCGCCAUGGCCGUCCUUGCUCUUUAAGCAGGAUUGUGACGGUUGGGUUUUUUUUAAUUGGUGGUAAUGGUUUUCGAGCGCGGUUGUGUGUGGAUUUAUUAUUCCCGAGUUGCAGGAUCUGCACCAAAAUGACUAGUCACCAUAAUGGCAUCACGAAUGGAGGGGUUUGCAUUGCAGUGUAUUUUGUUUUGUGUGUGGCGGCGCGUUUGAUGGCCGGAGAGAGGGCGUUGUUGAAUGUGAUAGAUACCCCUUGUUAAUGUCUGUUACACCACCGAGCCAAAGUGAUGCAGCAUCUGCAUGCAUGUUGCCGUCUAGCUGCAUUUCGCUGUCCUCGCCAACCACUGCACACGUGUACCUGCAUGUGCCUGCGCUGUUUCUUUGACUGCUUGCACA